Molecule: messenger RNA, 1678 nt
Organism: Paramisgurnus dabryanus
Lineage: Eukaryota; Metazoa; Chordata; Actinopteri; Cypriniformes; Cobitidae
Source: RefSeq, a predicted model, not a curated record
CUAAAACACUCAUCCAAAGCAUCUAAAUAAAUAUUUUGACCAGACAUUAUAGUUUCAACUUAUUACUAUAAUACUCAUUAACUUCACUUUAUGGUUCUCUUUUUUUUAGAUCCAGUGACUAAUGUAUCGAUCACGGGUCCGAACAUCACUCUUGUGGAGGGUAAAACCUCAGCUAAAUUCAGCUGUGAUGGAAAAGGUAGCAUCACUACUACUGAGUGGUUGAAGGAUGGUCAACGUCUAUCUGAAAGCGACCGCAUCAUCUUCUCAGCUGAUAACAGAUCAGUGUUGAUCAAUCCAGUGAGCAGAUCAGACAGUGGGGAAUACAUUUGCAACCUCAGCAAUCCGAUCAUAUAUGAUCAGGCUAAUUACAGCAUUACUGUAUUCUAUGGGCCUGAUGUGAAGAUACUUGGUGCAGAGAUAUUGGAUGAAGGCUCAGACAUCCUUUUGUACUGCUUAGUGUCGUCUGCACCUCCAGCUUCUCUCAUAUGGACAGUAAAUUAUAAGGAUGCUGGAACCUCAGCUUUAUACAUGCAAGAGAACAGCAGAUUGAGCCACAGUGGAAUCUAUACCUGCUCAGCCUCAAACAACAUCACUGGAGAAAUAAGAUCUGCAAAACACACCCUCACAGUACGAGGUACCUCUGUGCUGACUCCUGGAGAAAUAGCAGGCAUCGUAGUGGGAGUUAUAUUACUAGUGCUGUUGGCAGUUAGUAUGUUUUUCAACUUUCGAAACUUCAAAGGCUUCAGAGGAAAUGCACAAAUACAUAAUGAGGAUAAUAUGAAGAAUCAGGACAGACAGAUUCCCAAAAUACCCAAAGUGGAGGAGACUCCUAUGGAAAUAAUUGCCUUUAAAAAUCCAACUACAUAUCAAAACACAGAUGACAUUUACAUGUGUGAGGAUAAUGGUUGGGGCUUGCAGAUGUCAAUUGGUUUUGGUGAACAAGAGAGCCAGAGCCAGACAUCAAUAGAGGUCCCCCCAAAUUUUUGAGAAUCCAUGUACAGAAAUGACUCAGUGGUGAUACAAAAGAUUCAGCUGGCCUGUGAUUGGGUGGUGGGCAAACAACCAACAGCCCUUUGCUGGGAGAAUUUCAGCUGCCAAUGACCUUAGUAAUAAAAAAUGAUGCUGCCUUGUUGGCAAUCAUGAUGUGGGAUCGUUUUUUUAACAUCAUGCCUUACAUAGGUGAAAUGGAUGAAGACGGGUUCCCUUUCUCUUUAGUUCCAAAAGACUAGAGAGAGCAAGAAAAGAAAUCUGUAAAAACAAAGACAUUCACAUUCUUCUGUAAAUCGCCAUUGCCCGAUCACUAGCAGAUUCAGGGAGAGCCCAGGAACUGAACUCAGCUUCACCACUACACUUAUGCUUCAUCCAACUAUGUUGUAUUAUAUACAAUAAUCUGUAUUUCAUGUUACUGUGUAUAUUGUAAUCCUGUCUCCUGUCUAUACUCUAUCUGUAGUGUAAUACUGUGUAUGGUAUUUACUAUUUUCUGUUUGGUAUAUUUAUUGUUUUAAAUUUUGUCACACUCAACUGCUUUACUGCUACGGUUUAUAAAAAAUGAUUUUCACUCGUUGUAUACCUGGUUCAAAGAUGUGACUAUAAACAUGAUUUGAUUUGGUCUUAUGAUAUGAACACAUGUUAAUUGUUUGAAGGUAUGUAUGUUUGCUGCACAUUUUGCUAAUCAAGG